Molecule: messenger RNA, 1639 nt
Organism: Zychaea mexicana
Lineage: Eukaryota; Fungi; Mucoromycota; Mucoromycetes; Mucorales; Lichtheimiaceae
Exons: 6
Coding region: 357-1583 (408 amino acids)
Molecular function (GO): phosphatidylinositol binding
Source: RefSeq, a predicted model, not a curated record
CGCUAAAACCGAGAAGCUUCAUUUGAUAGGCUAUAUACUCAAAAAUGCGCUAACUAUGGGUUUCACGGCCGAGAACUUCAUGUAUCCAUCGUGGCCCUGAAAACGGUAUAGAAGAAUACACACUGCAUUUGGUCUUGGCAACCGAGAUACAUACAUUAUAUCGUCAGAUGGUAAUGACCAUCAUGUGUCUUGUGGCCAGAUCCACAAAAAUAGUAGGGAGUGACGCGGUGGUGUGUGAUUGUUGCUCAGUGAGUGAGUAAUGCCCACGAUGCUUACAAUCUUGUGGCACGCGAUCUACAUUUCCGUCACCGCACAACAGCAACAACCAAAACAAUAACAACGAAUAUACGCUAUAUAUGGACAUGUAUUUUCGUCGUUUUGCAAUAAUGUCAAACCCCAUUGCGGCAGGCGUGGAGUAUUUCAUACAAGGCGGCGGUGGCGGUGCAAGCAGUAACGGAAAAAGCUCAGUAACAAAUCGAUUCGUCAACGGUGGCGCCCCUCACCAGCAGCAGCACCACCACCACCAUAGCAAUCACCAACAUCGCCAGUUUCACCACCUUCAACACCAGCAGCAGCAGCAGCAGCAACAACAACAACAACACGUUGCACAGGUGGAAGGAUCGCGUUGGCAUUCCAUUGUCAGACGCAUGUCAGUUGGCAUACAAAGAGCUGAGGACAAGUACAACAGUAAGGGCGGCUAUUAUGACAUUGACGACGACGAAGAAGAAGACGUUGUUAUGCGUGAGGCGGCGCAGGAGGAGGUUCAAAUCUCUCCUGCCUCGUUUGACGGAUUUUUCAAUCUUGAAACACUACCGAUGUGGACACACAAGCGACCGCCUGGGAUGCUCGGUGAGGGUGAUAAUUUACCAUCUAUGGAUGAAGUCGCCAAGGAAGGAGCACGCGCCGCUCAUCUGGCAGAGAGUAAAAGCAAUUAUUUUGAGCAUCCGUUUGAAACAGCUGUUGCUCCAUGGGAUCAGCAAGGUGCCACAAAGGUGUCAACGGCACUAGUGCCAGUCAAUGGACGUCCUAUAUCAACGCCGCGAGACUUGUUUGGACCUUUGACAGUGUCCAUCCGAGAUGUAGACGAAAGCAACACGUUCUAUCUUAUCGACCUUCAAUAUGGGGAGAUCAAAUGGACGGUCAAGCGCAAUGUGGUCGAUUUCUACGAUUUGUGGGUGACACUCAAGUUCAGAUCCACCAUUGAAUCGCCUCCUUCGUUCCCUAGCAAAGUCCAAAACUUUGCACACGCCAUCGCGUCCCUUCGAUCUGCCCACGAGCAAAACUCCAUCAUGAUCCACUCGGAACUGACAUCUUUGGAUACGCGUAAUGAAAAGCGACGAUUGGAAUUGGCACAAUAUCUGCAAGAACUGGUUGAGAAAUCGCAAAAAGUGGAAGACUUGACUGGAUUGACUGAUCUGUGCGAGUUCUUGGAAGUGAGUGGGAUAAGCAUUGUCAAGGAUAUGGGAUGGAAAGGCAAGGAAGGAUACUUGGAGCAAAAGGUCGUGACCCGGUCGGCGCCUGUUUUACGUCCCAUACGACGCUAUGGAUGGGUGAAGAAGUGGUUUAUCCUGCGCGAUUCGUAAAGUGUUUUCUUUUGAAAUUCUUUAAAUAUGCCGAAAGAGAGAGAGAGAGAGAGAGA